CCGGACGGCAACACAGAAACGAGAGCCAGACCAUGCAGAAACAGAGGACGUGUACCACCAGCUCCGCAUCGGCCAGAUGUCUGCUGGUCAUCCUGUUGGUGGCGUGCCUCGCUGAGUGUGGAACAGAGCAAAGAAUAAACAAUAGAGGUAGCAAAGGCAACCUUAUAAACAAAGUCAACGGGUGGAGAAGCCAGCGCGGAGGAUCCUGUUUAAGCUACGGACACUCAUGUUGGGGAGCUCACGGGAAAAGGUCCGGUACCGCGCCGUCGUCCGCCCCCGACUGGUACAUCACCAGGAUCCUGCGACGUAUGGCAGCUCUCAAUGAACUUCAGAACCGUCCUCGACAGAAUGACGAAAGCGACAUCUUGCGGGCGGAGCUGGAGCCAGAGUUUCCAGGCCGGCUUGUUGACGAGGAGGACAGCAACGCGCCAGUGAUCCGGAGCGUCGACGCCAGACCCAUGCUGGAAGACAGCGACAUUCCCAAAAUGAAAAUCUGGCAAAUCAUGAAAGCAGCAGCGCAGAAUGAAUGAAUGAACUAAGUAAAUGAACUGACCGAUCGUCUCACAUCUCACAUCACUCACAAACUACUUGUAUGAGAGCAGAACCAUACUAUACAUAGUAUUAUUGAGUGUAUUUUAUUGUAUUGUAUGUUCUGUAUAAUAUUUUGUUUAUUUUAUCCUCAAAGUAGUAACAAAUUUAAAUGGAUAGGUAACAGAUUUCCUACGUAGCUUACCUGUCAAUUCUCAGUAUUGUAUUCCCCCUCUAAAUGUGGCCCAAACUAUUUAUAAAUAACAGAAUUUUAAUUUUUGA
Molecule: messenger RNA, 810 nt
Organism: Aricia agestis (brown argus)
Lineage: Eukaryota; Metazoa; Arthropoda; Insecta; Lepidoptera; Lycaenidae
Gene: CCHa1
Exons: 8
Coding region: 33-530 (165 amino acids)
Source: RefSeq, a predicted model, not a curated record